This is a messenger RNA of Thunnus maccoyii (southern bluefin tuna), 2329 nucleotides long. Its product is annotated as G-protein coupled receptor 55. The record is from RefSeq and is a predicted model, not a curated record. The coding region runs from base 300 to 1232 and encodes 310 amino acids. Gene Ontology annotation, cellular component: membrane. Gene Ontology annotation, biological process: phospholipase C-activating G protein-coupled receptor signaling pathway; positive regulation of Rho protein signal transduction. Lineage: Eukaryota; Metazoa; Chordata; Actinopteri; Scombriformes; Scombridae. Gene Ontology annotation, molecular function: G protein-coupled receptor activity. The transcript has 3 exons.
GUUCAUUUCUCGUGUUUACAAAUCAAAUCUAUUGUUCCAGCAGUUUGCAGUGGUCGUUGCAAGCAAGCGUUUAAAAAGAGUAAAACCUGCUGGAUGGGUUCACCUUUUGCUUUGAUUUUCAAUGCAGAUAAUGCACAUGUGAAAACACAUGCAUUUAGUGUGGCAUGACUCAGGAAGUGGGUGAUGAAACAACAAAGGUAGAGAAAGCAGAAGUGUGUCUGGCACAGCUCAGACAGUCAGACUAGCACCCUGAACUUUCGACUGAGAGACUAGCAUCCGUGAGCAGAUACAUCACCAAUAUGACAAGCAACUGUUCAUUUGAAGCGGUGGACCAUGUGAUGAGAUAUUUGGAGUUGGUCAUCUACAUGCCCAUAUUCCUCUUUGGUCUGGUUCUCAAUGUGGUCGCGCUGUUAGUGUUCUGCAUCUUUCUGUGCAAAUGGACUGAGUCAACUAUUUACAUGACCAGCUUGGCUCUGAUGGACCUGCUCCUUCUCUUCCCUCUUCCCUUCAAAAUGCACGCCGCUAAUCACCUCUGGCCUGCUUACCUUCAACCUCUCUGCUCGUUCUUGGAAAGCCUGUAUUUUGUUGGAAUAUAUGGCAGCAUCUACACCAUCAUGUGUAUAGCUGUGGACCGAUGGGUGGCUAUCUGUCACCCGUUCAGAGCCAAACAGCUGCGUUCACCCAGAGCGGCUUUAGGGACCUGCUUAGGGGUCUGGGUGCUGGUGCUGGCCGCAAUCUUCUCAACCAUCUAUGGCUUCAGGGAGGCCGGGAAGACGGACUUCCACUGCUUCCACAGUUUUUCAAAGAAAGGCUGGAGACCUCUGGUGAUCAGCUGUCUGCUGGUGUUUGGGUUCCUGGUUCCUGCGCUGGUGGUGAUUUACUGCUCCGUCAAGACCAUCUGGGUGCUUAAGCAGUCUGGCCAGCGCAGCCCCACAAGCCGUGCCUGCGUGAAGAUCAUCUACAGCAGUCUGAGUGCCUUUUUGCUGCCUUUCACGCCGAGCCACCUGGGCAUCUUCCUGCAGUUCCUGGUCCACCAAGGUGUGAUUCAGGACUGCGGCGCCAAGGCCAGGAUCAGCCUGUUCAUACAGAUCGCAAUGUGUUUGUCCAACAUCACCUGCUGCUUGGACGCUCUGUGUUACUACUUCAUCGCCCACGAGGUGAGGAGCACCAAACACACCUUCAGGUUGUCGAUCAGCCAAAGAAGAGCCACCUUCAGCACGUCAGAGGUCUGAAAAUGGGACAUGGACAAUAAUAAUUUGUCAUCAGAGGACUUUUUGAGAGUGAAAACUAGAUCUUGAAGAGGAGCCAGUGAUUUGUUUCUGUAGCUGAUGUAGCAUAUGUAUGAGUAAUAAUGGUUAGACGUGCAGCAGGAGUGAGAUCUUAAUUAAUCACUGAGCUGAGAAUAAAGCUAAAAUGUGCAAUAGUAAAAGAGCUGUCAUGCACUGAUAUGCAAUUUGGUCAAUUAACAGGAAGCCAGAUGGCAACUCUGUAACCUCAAUACUUUCCAAGAGCUUUGACACCCAAAAUGGAGGUGCAAAAACAAAAUCCAACAACAAGCUACAAAGUGACUAAUAUCUAGAAUUAUUCAAGGGUCGAGCUUUUGAGAAAGCUCAGGGUACUCUCAGGUUGUCUUGUCAUACACACCGAUGACGAGUGAGAAACUGUGGGGGUAGAUUCAUUUUAAAUCAGUGAAACAGAAGCUCAUUUUCACCAGAGUUUUGCUGACUUUAUGUUUAAGAAGAUAAAAGAUACAGCAUGUAAAAGACGCUUUUUCUGCUCCGGAGCAGCCGUCAUGAAGACAAGAUCAAACACUGAAGAUCAGGGCAGAAACAUUUCAGACAGAUACAAGCGGUAAGUCAUGAAGCUUCAUAUAAGACACAAUAAGCAGAGAUAUUAUCUACAUUAAAUGUAGAUUUACAUUAAAAAAGACAACUUGAAACAAGUAAAUUAGUAAAACUAAAGGAAGUGAAUUGAAUUUACACAUUUAUUCAAAUAUUAAUUUCCAAAUUUAUUUAUCUACUUUAUGAAUAAAUCACCAUGUAGACCUCACAAACAGCUUGAAACACAGAAAUUAAAUUAAUUCAUAUAAAUUUAUAUUUAUGACGACUUUUAAAGAAUAAACCUGAAUUGAUGUUUUGUUAAUAUCUUGAUUGUUGAUAUUUUCAUAGUUUCAGCACUUCGUGACUUACUUAAAAAGAAAUUUCUUAUCAGUAUCUAUCAUUAAUUAAGAAUUAACUGUAAAUAAAUCCUCAAAAAUAUAUUUAACUCAUGAGCUGUGGGUAUUCUGACGUGCUGUUUUUGUAAGAAUUGGUUGUGGAGAGAGCUAAAU